This is a messenger RNA of Neurospora crassa OR74A, 1533 nucleotides long. RefSeq names its product formate dehydrogenase (gene fdh). The coding region runs from base 224 to 1351 and encodes 375 amino acids. NCBI's taxonomy places the organism in Eukaryota, Fungi, Ascomycota, Sordariomycetes, Sordariales, Sordariaceae. Gene Ontology annotation, molecular function: formate dehydrogenase (NAD+) activity; oxidoreductase activity, acting on the CH-OH group of donors, NAD or NADP as acceptor; NAD binding. The record is from RefSeq and is a predicted model, not a curated record. Gene Ontology annotation, cellular component: cytosol. The transcript is spliced from 4 exons.
GGGGCCGCCAGACUAGCAGGCAAAGCUAGAGGUACCUUGAUGGAUGCAGCUCUCGUUGUGAUGGGAGAUAUAAAUCAUGGACAUUUCCCGUCUUGUCCUCAUCUACUACAUCACCACUCUUCACUCAACAACAGACACUCUACUAUAAAGACGUUCCUCUCGUCUUUCAUCCAUCCACUAUAACACCAAACUUUUCUAUCACAUAAACAAAACAACCGACAAAAUGGUCAAGGUUCUUGCUGUUCUCUACGACGGUGGCAAGCACGGCGAGGAGGUUCCCGAGCUUCUCGGAACCAUCCAGAACGAGCUUGGUCUCCGCAAGUGGCUCGAGGAUCAGGGCCACACCCUCGUCACCACCUGCGACAAGGACGGCGAGAACUCUACCUUUGACAAGGAGCUCGAGGAUGCCGAGAUCAUCAUCACCACUCCCUUCCACCCCGGCUACCUCACUGCUGAGCGUCUCGCCCGCGCCAAGAAGCUCAAGCUUGCUGUCACUGCCGGUAUCGGUUCCGACCACGUCGACCUCAAUGCCGCCAACAAGACCAACGGCGGUAUCACCGUCGCCGAGGUUACCGGCUCCAACGUCGUCUCCGUUGCUGAGCACGUUCUCAUGACCAUCCUCGUCCUCGUCCGCAACUUCGUUCCCGCCCACGAGCAGAUCCAGGAGGGCCGCUGGGACGUCGCCGAGGCCGCCAAGAACGAGUUCGAUCUCGAGGGCAAGGUUGUCGGUACCGUCGGUGUCGGCCGUAUCGGUGAGCGUGUCCUCCGCCGUCUCAAGCCCUUCGACUGCAAGGAGCUCCUCUACUACGACUACCAGCCCCUUUCCGCCGAGAAGGAGGCUGAGAUCGGCUGCCGCCGCGUCGCCGACCUCGAGGAGAUGCUCGCCCAGUGCGACGUCGUCACCAUCAACUGCCCCCUUCACGAGAAGACCCAGGGUCUCUUCAACAAGGAGCUCAUCUCCAAGAUGAAGAAGGGCUCGUGGCUCGUCAACACUGCCCGUGGCGCCAUCGUCGUCAAGGAGGACGUCGCCGAGGCCCUCAAGUCCGGCCACCUCCGCGGCUACGGCGGUGACGUCUGGUUCCCCCAGCCCGCCCCUCAGGACCACCCCCUCCGCUACGCCAAGAACCCCUUCGGCGGCGGCAACGCCAUGGUCCCCCACAUGUCCGGCACCUCGCUCGACGCCCAGAAGCGUUACGCUGCUGGCACCAAGGCCAUCAUCGAGAGCUACCUCUCCGGCAAGCACGACUACAGGCCUGAGGACCUCAUCGUCUACGGCGGUGACUACGCCACCAAGUCUUAUGGUGAGCGCGAGCGCGCCAAGGCUGCUGCUGCUGCUGCCAAGUCUGCUUAAGGAGGGCAUCAGCAAGCAGCAAGCACUUCUUUUUUUUUUCUUUUGCAUUUUUGCAUGAUUAAAUAGCGAUUUUUGGGGGCUUUCUUUUGGGAUAUAUAUCUGGUUUUGGGUAUGAAGCAAUAAAGAUCGUGGAAUAUCAAUGAUCAUGACCUGACCUAACAAUAAUCGUUCCCAUUGUGAUG